UGGCUGCCUGCCAGGUAAAUAUUCAACAGAGGAUGCUAGCUAUGCUCAUGUCUGACACAACAAAAGGACAGCAACUCCUGAGUAACUGGAGCAAAGAUGAAACCACAUGCUUUAUCGAGGACAUUAAGUUUUAGACGUCAGACUGAGAGCCUGUAGCCAUGGAUGGGCAUUCUACCAAAAAUGAAAGCACCUUCCCCAGCUUCGUGGAUCUGGAUGAUUUUCUUAACAAGCACAACUCAAACUUCAUCUGGCUCCUCGUUGCCACCAUUCUGUCCUGUGGAUGGAUCAUCUAUUUAACUUAUUACAACUCCCGCAACAUUGGCCUCAUCCUCACCCUCAUCAUCAACAGACUCUACAAGGAUGGCUACAUUCACAUCGGCUCCUUCUCCUUCUCUGUUCUGUCGGGGAAAGUCAUGUUCAGAGAUGUGUACUACAUCAACCAAGACAUGUCUAUCAGGAUACAGGAUGGCUUCCUCAUAUUUCGUUGGUGGAAAAUGUAUAACCCGAAACAGAAACAGCAUGACCCCAAGGCAGAGACCAGGCUUUACGUGACCGUUAACGGCUUUGAGUUUCAUGUCUACAAUCGGACCGACCUCUACGCCCGCCUGCAGGAGACCUUCGGACUAGAACCCACGCUCAUAACGCCCAAAAAAGAUGAAGAGAGGGGACGAGAAGACAGAAGCAAGACCCUGGAAAGUGUGGACAUCAAAGCAGAGAGUCCAGACCCCACAUCUUCUUGGCGCUCCCUCAUUCCUGUCAUCAAAGUUAACAUCAGCACCGGUCGCUUGGCGUUUGGGAACCACUACCUUCCACAGACUCUGUGUGUGAACUUCGAGGAUGCCUUCCUGACGUACGCCACCAAGCCUCCAUCCAGCCACCUGGACCAGUACAUGCACAUCGUCAAAGGCUCACUGGAAAACGUGCGUGUCAUGCUGGUUCCCAGUCCGCGUUACUUGGGAAUGCAGAACGAUGAACCUCCCAGACUGAUGGGUGAAGGCUUUGUGGUGAUGCAGUCCAAUGAUGUUGACAUCUAUUACUACCAGGAUGAACCCGGUUUGGUCCCUGUGGAACAGGAGAGUGGAGAAGAGGCGGAGACGUGCAGUGAGGGCGAUAAGCUCCAGGAUUUACCUCCAUGUUGGGGUCUGGAUAUUGUCUGUGGGAAAGGAACUGACUUCAACUAUGGGCCUUGGGCGGAUCGCCAGAGGGACUGUCUGUGGAAGUUCUUCAUUCCGGCUGAUUACCAGGCCAUGAAAGUGACCGAGGUCGCGCAGCCAGGAAAACCCAGGCAGAUCCAGGCCUUCGAGCUGCGCAUGAACAUCAUUGCUGACGCCACCAUCGAUCUGCUUUUCACCAAAAACAGGGAAACCAAUGCCAUCCAUGUGAAUGUAGGUGCAGGCUCUUACUUGGAAGUGAACAUCCCCAUGACUGUAGGAGAGAACGGCUACUCUCCCACCAUCAAAGGUCAGCUGCUGCACGUGGACACCACCAGCAGCAUGCAGUACAGGACUCUUCUGGAAGCCGAGAUGUUAGCUUUCCAUGUGAUAGCCAGUUACCCUCGGGUGUGGAACAUGCCUCAGUCGUGGCAGUGUGAGAUUGAGGUGUACAAGGCCACCUACCACUUCAUCUACGCCCAGAAAAACUUCUUCACCGAUUUGAUCCAGGACUGGGCGAGCGACAGCGCCCCUGAUAUCUACUCCUUUGUGCCCUACUCCUGGAAAUUCAAGAUCCUUUUCCACCAGUUUGAGAUGAUCUGGGCAGCAAACCAGCACAACUGGAUUGACUGUUCGACCAAACAGCAGGAGAAUGUGUACCUGGCAGCGUGCGGUGAGACGCUCAAUAUAGACUUCACUUUGCCUUUUAAUGAGUUUGUUCCAACCACCUGCCAUACCCGCUUCAGCCUGAAGGCGGAGGAUACAGACAUGCGACUGUCCCUGCCAGAGUGCCACCCGAGCCGCUACCCUCUCCUCACCCUGGCCAAAGACUACCAGAACGUCAAGCUGCCCCCAGACAUGUUCAUGCCAGGGGAGAAUCAAGGUGCUCCCCCCCCCAAACCCACCAAGUCUCGCUGGAGGAACAUCACCCACGCAGAAGCUGGCUGGGUGGAUUGCUGGAGUGUACCCAACUUCUUGCUCAUCAUUGACUACACCUGGCACCCCAUUUAUCCCCAGAAGGCUGAUGAGCAACUCAAACAGUCAUUUUCUGAGAUGGAGGAAUCCAUGCUGUCAGCUCUGCGUCCCCCGGAGCACACAUCCGUACCCCACAGUGCCCAGCCACGCUUUGCCACAUCUUCGUCAGCUGCUCACAGCCGGGUGCCCACUGACCCCUCAGAGCUGCCCCCUGACAGGCUCCAUGUGGAGAUGGAAAUGUCUCCAGAUUCUCAAAUCAUCCUCUACGGGCCUUUGCUCCGAGCGCUGAUUUCCAUCAAGGAAAACUAUUUCGGUGAGGAUGACAUGUACACAGACUUUGAGGAGGCGGUGUCCAGCCCUGUGUUGUCCACCUCGACCUCCUCGGGCCUCGGCUGGUCUCCUCUGGGCAUGGAGGACAGCGAACAGAAGGAAACCUCAGACCUCCAUCCCUUGGACCUGCGCCCCUGGGACAUCACUGUGCUCAUCAACCUCUACAAAGUCCACGGCCGACUGCCAAUGCACUGCAGCAGUGAGGGUCCCGAAGGUCCAUCCGGCUUCUUGGAGCGACUGUGUUUUGAGAUGAAAAAGGGUUACAAGGAGACGAUGCUUCAGCUGCUCCUGUCUCCCAUUCACAUCUUCAUCAGUGACAACUACCAGCGUCCCACAUCAGAUGGGGUCUUGAGGGACGGCCACCUCAGUCUGUCUGGCCUGCAGAUGAGGGCCCAUGCCAUGUUCUCCGCCCAGGGCCUUCCUCUAGGCAGUGACACGCUGGAGUACGCCUGGCUCAUUGACAUGCAGGCUGGGGGGCUCACCGGCAGGGUCACUGUUCCACAGGUGGCCAGCAUCAUAGAGUGGGGUGAAACUUUCCUUUUCCACGUGGUGUCCCGAGAGUUCCAGCUAGAACAACCCAAGCCCUCUGUCAUCUGCCAGCACGGCGUUGACCGUCGCAUCUGCGAUGCCAAGCUGAGCUGCCUGCCAGGUCACUGUCGCACAUCAGAGGAGCUGAAGUACACCAUGACCCGACUGGCCAUGGAUGGAGUUGACCUCUUCAUCGUGGAGCAUGGCUGUGCUGCCAAUAUCAAGACGGGUAUUAUUCGCGUAGCCAACUGCAACCUGCACAACCAGGCAGUGGGAGAGGGCAUCAGUGCUGUGGUGCAGGACGUAAACAUCCGGCAGUACAUUGAACAGCAGCAGCACAGCGAGGCGACCAGGCUGCAGCCAGCCGGACAGGGUCAAGGUCCGGGUCAGCCGCUAGGUCCCGGUCAGCCCCCUCUGCUGCGACGCUCUGUCUGGCUGGAGGCGGGUUCAGUCAACCUGAACCUCAUCACUGCAGACAUUGCCUUGGCCGCUGACCACCCAGCCAAAUGUGAAGUCCAGAGGCAUUUUCUGGAACUACACGAUGCUCAGACAAAAAGACUCUGGUUCCUGUGGCCAGACGAGCCUGGCAUUCGGAACAAGCGCGGCAGGAACCGCUGCGGCUGCCUCGGAGGCUGCAGGUUCUUCGGAGGCACCAACAUGGGCUUGGACUUCUUCAAGCUCGAAGAGCUGACGCCGUCUUCCUCGUCUGUGUUCUCCUCCUCCAGCUCUGAGUCAGACAUGUGUUACGGCCAGUCCUUGCUACAGCCUGGGGAGUGGAUCAUUACAAAGGAAACCCCCAAAGUGGAUGGGAGAGUUGUCGGACUGAAAACGGACACACAUUCGCCGUGCCUGCCUCCUGAGCUGCCUGAGAGGCGAGGUCAGCAGCACCUGAGUCUCCAGGUGCCCCAGCGCUCCCACAGCUCCGCCUCCUCGUCUGAAGAGAACAGCUCGUCCAGUGCCGCGCUGCCCCUGCUGGCCGGAGAGAGGGACAGCCCCUCGCCAAGCACAGAGGAGCGUGUGUUCCCCAUGAAUGGCAAAAGCCCUGCGGACACUAUAGGGGAGGUACCCGAGGUCUCACCAGUCUCACCCAACAGCUCCCAGGACCGCUCCUCAGUGCGCUCCCCCCUCUGCUCUCCUCUCAAGCGCCAGUCCUCUGUACACUCGGGUCGGCUGGGCAGCACCAAGAGCCUCUCAGCUGCCGUCUUCACCGACAAGCCUCCUCCGGUUCUCUCCGGAGGCGUCCAGUUCAGCAGCGAGGUUUCCCGCAGCGACGAGAACGUCCUGGAUUCGCCACGUCAGCGCAGAAGCUACGGCUCCUUUCCCUUCACGCCCUCCGCGGACUCCAACACCUUCCAUCAGUACCGCUCUGCUGACUCGAGCAUGUCUGUGGCUGACAGCGAGGCCUACUUCUCUGCCGCUGAGGACUUCGAGCCAAUCAGCAGCGCUGAUGAGGGUCCGGGGACGUACCCGGGCCGCAAGAAGAAGAGGAGGCAGCAGAUGCAGCAGCCCCAGCAGCCUCCGUAUCACAUGGAGAACUACAGCCGGAGCUCCAUCUACCACAGCGUCGAGGGUCCCCUCACCUACGUUCUCAACGGGGAGUUGAUCACUGAGCCACGGCCUCUGCCGCUGCCCCCAAUACUGCCCCCACUCCCGCCUCAGCCACUACCCAGCCACACAUCCCAGGCCUCUUUCGUCUCAGCCCUGGCCAUGGAGGAGGAGAGCUCAGUGGAAGCGGAGAAGACAGCUGAACCCGGACCGGUCACCCGACAGCCCCACGUCAUGGCGUGCUACCAGAACUACCUGGCCCAGUACCAGGUCUCAAAUUGGUCUGUCAAGCAGCCCACCAAUAAGAGGACCUCCAAGUCUUCUCUGCACCGCCCCUUAGAUCUGGACACUCCCACCAGCGAAGAGAGCUCUGCCUCCUUUGACCAGCUCUCUGUGCCCAGCUUUAAGGUGAUAAAGCAGGGCCUGUCAGCCAGUUCCCUGCUGGAUAGAGGAGUUCAAUUGAUGGGAGACAAUAACAGUACACCAUAUACCCCUCUGGAUAAGAGAGCCAUGGAGAACACAGAUGAGGACACAACAACCGAUGACUGGACUCUGGAGCAGCCUUUAGCUCAGACCAGGACCACUGCCAUUGUGGAGGUGAAGGGGGCCAUCAAUGUGGUGCUCACACCCCUUGUGGCUGAAUCCCUGGACAGGUAUAUUGAGUCCAUGGUCCACUUUGCUAGUAUUCGCCACCCUGCAGCAAUUCUGGACGACCUUCACGGGAAAGUCCUCAAUGAAGCCUAUCAGAUCAGCAAGUCCACCGUCACUGAGUCUAGCCAAACGGGCAAGCAGGAGCACAAGCUGUCCAAGACAGAGGGCACGACCCCUGGCUCCAUCAACAUCUCCCAAGGCCAGACGGACCUGUCCGUCAAACCAGAUAAUGUGAAAAUCAAGGGCCUCCAAGCCAACGUCUCCAUCCCCAAGGUGAACCUUUGCCUCCUUCAGGCUUCUGUAGAGGAGGGGUCACCGUCUUGCUCCAGUAAGUGUGUCACGCAUGUGUCUCUUGUGGCGCUGUGCUUCGACAGGAUUGCAACCCAGUUCAGGAUGAACAGGGGUAUCGUGGAAGAGACUCCCAACACCACGGAACAUGGCCGACCCUCUGUCAUGUUGGAGAAAUACGCCUCAGCCACCAAGAUGCAGCCUCAGUCAUCUGGCUCUCUGCGCUCCAACGCCGGCAUCGAGAAAGGCAAAGAGAUCGCCGCUCGGCUAAACAUCCACCGUAUCCACAGUCAGCUUCGAGGCCUGGACUCCACAGACAUCGGCACAUGUGCCAUCACAGCCAUCCCUUUUGAGAAGUCCAAAGUGCUGUUUGGCCUGGAGGAAAUGGAGGAAUUUUCACUGGUAGAUGAGACAGAUGCCCAGGCCACCUCAGGUGAUCUGAGUCGGUCCACAGCAUCUCUUGAGAAAUGGGGCUGGAUCAUGUUUGAAUGUGGAAUCGAGAACCUCACAGUCAAAGGGGGCCGCCAGUCAGGAGCCAUUCUUUACAAUGCAUUUGGUGUGAUGGGACGCUCAGACACUGGGGGGAAGACGGGAAUAUCCAAGUCCAAUGGUUCGACAGGCUCUCAGACAGGAAGUGGUUACAGCACCGACGUCUCUGAUGACAACCUGACACAUGAUGCCAUCAGCCCUGCUUCUGAUGUGAAUGAACACUCGGAUUCAGACGACCAAGAUGAAGGGGUCGAGUCAGACGACCUGAAGAAAGACCUCCCCCUCAUGCCCCCGCCGCCUGACUCCAGCAGCAUGAAGCUGACCAUCAGAGAGAUCUGGUUCAGUUUUGCUGCUCCAACUAAUGUGCGUUCACCUUCACAGGCCAUCUCCAGGCAGUUGAAUCUGCUCAGCACAGCCACACCUGCCAUCGGAGCCUGGCUGGUUCCCAUCGACCAGCUCAAAUCUUCUCUACGCAAACUGGACAUGGAGGGCACACUGCGCGUGUGUGCUGUCAUGGGUUGCAUCAUGACAGAAGCUCUUGAGAAAAAGAGCAUCCACAUCCCGAUCCGGAGCAAAUACAACCGCGUGACUAAACGAGCUCGCUACCUGCAUGAGAAUCCCUCCUGUAUGCUUUGUAACAUCCUGCACCGCUAUCUGCAGCAGGCUGACUACUCUGUCAUAGAGGAAGCUACCAUGAAUGAUGGUGUCCCAGCCCUUGUGACUCUAAAGAAAGGUCUGGUAGCUCUGGCCAGACAAUGGAUGAAAUUCAUCGUGGUAACUCAGGGCUUCAAGGCAAUUGGUCUGAUGAGGCCCAAUCAGCUCACCAAACCCAAGGAGCCUCAGCAGAGCCUGGGUGAGACCAUCCUGGGCAUGGACAACGGAGCUGCGCUGCAGAGUGACACCAGCGCCGACGGAGCUGAAUUCGAAUUUGAUGCAGCCACAGUGAGUGAACACACCAUGCUGCUGGAGGGAGCAUGCAGUCGCCCCCCACCUAAAGAAGCCAACUCUGGUCCUGUCAGCGGAGUGGAGAUCAUGAGGAAACUGUCCAAAUCCCACACACACAGCGAGUCUGCUCUCAGGAUAAAGGGCUCCCAUCCAUACCAGUCGCUGAGCUACACCAGCGGUGACACAGCAGCUGACUCACCCGCCCAUGUGAGCCGCGCAGGCCUGCCAGCCAAGGACAGCCCCAGGAAGGAGAGUCUCCUGAGCAAUCUGACGGGCAGCUUUCGGAGUCUGCACAACCUGCUGGAGGGCACGCCUCAGAGGAGCGAGCCGUCCGCCGCCGCUGGCGCCAAGAGCAGCUCGCUCACUCGCACAGGAAACAGCCUGGGGACAGACAUGCUAACAGAGCACCCACUGCUGUCUGAGCCCUCCUCCGUCAGUUUUUACAACUGGAUGUCCAAUGCUGUGGGCAACAGGACUGGAGCUGGAAACCAGGAGUCCCCCCUCAACCGCUCCCAGCACAACAGCCUACAGACAGGUGGGACGUGCAACCUGCCCACAAUUCCCUCAGCGUCAGACUUCAACACGGUGCUGUCCAGCGACCAGAACACCCUGGAUGGGACCCACUCCCAGCAUUCCCAGCACAGCACCAGCCAGGACGACAUGGCUGACAUUGAGGAGGGCAACCAGUGUCCAGCUGCUGUUCAGCUGGCCGAUGCUCAGGUUGUUUUCAAGCCUUUGCUGAGCUACACAGGCAUCCAGGCUCAAGACACCACUCCUCUUAGUUACAAGAUGUAUUUUGGAGAGCACCUGUCUUUUUCUGGCAACCUCGAGUGUCUCAGAGCAGACAUAGUCGACUCCGACACCUCCAAAGAGCGCAAAAACAAACGAUCCAGGAGACAAGGCAUGGUAAACCUCCCUCCACUCGAGUUCAAGCCAGCGCUGCUGAUUGAGACGUUCAGCCUGAAUGCAGUGGUGAUGGAGAAGUCAACCAGCGCCCCACAGGGCCCCACGGCAGCCCCGCUCUCCUUCCAUGACCUCAACCGCCGCCACUACAACACUUUCCACUGUGAUUUCACUACAGCCUGCCAGGCCAUCAGCCAGCGUGUCGACAUGGCCCUGGUGCGCCUCAUCCACCAGUUCAGCACCAUGAUCGACGACAUCAAGGCCACGCAGACCGACAUCAAGCUGAGCCGCUACACCGCCGGCUCCGCUUCCCCGACGCCCACUUUCAAGGCCCGGCCCUACCGCCACUUCAGGUCGUCGGACUUCAGCCGCAGCUCCCGGGGCAGCCUGAACGGGGCAGGGCGCAGCGGAACCCAAACCCUAAAGAGCAAGAGAGGUGGGGGUGGAGCGGCAGGAGCAGGUGGAGGAGGAGCAGGGGUCGCUGGGCCUUUACCACCUAACGGACCUCCAUCAGGCAUGGACACGCUGGGGAGAAGAGAACCUCGAGGACGCAGCUCCCUUGGACGUUCAGAGCGACGCACUUCCAAGGUGUCGCGGAAGGGCUCCCGUGACGUGGCGGACCACAUGGCAAUCCAGAUGGACGACUCAGACUCCAUCACGGUGUCAGAGCAGAGCGAGCCGUCAGCAGAAUGUUGGCAGAACAUGUACAAGCUGCUCAACUUCUACUCCCUCAUCUCCGAUCCCACUGGCAUCCUGGAGAAAAGCUCCCCAGAGAACUGCCUCUCAGAAGGUGGCCGUCGGCCCUCGGAGCCGCUCUGCAAAGUGAUCUUUGAGAACGAGCAGCAGGACCCCACCACGCCCAACAAGCCCCCUGGAGCAGGCGGGAGGCGGCGUAGCCUGGUGAGCUCCGAGCCCCAGCACGUCACGCUCAUAGUGUUCGGCAUCGGCAUGGUGAACCGCACCCACCUGGAGGCCGACAUCGGCGGGCUGACCAUGGAGGCCGAGCUCAAAAAGAUCCACGGAAGUUUCACUCUGAAGGAGAAGAUGAAAGAUAUCCUGCACCAGAAAAUGACUGAGACGUGUGCGUCUGCUCAUAUAGGAGGGGUAAACAUUGUUCUCCUGGAGGGUAUAACCCCUGACAUCCAAACCGUGGUCAAAUGCAACAUCGCCAAGUCGCAGGCCUUGUACAGCGCUCAGCGAGGACUGAAGACUAACAACGCAGCUGUCUUCAAAGUGGGGGCCAUCAUGAUCAACAUCCCCCAGCACCCGGCUACUUUACACAGCAUGAUGGUCCGCAGUUCCCACCAGCUCUCCAAACAGAUCUCUGACCUCAUUCGCCAACCCUCCAACGCUCAGCCUCCCAACAGAGAGGACACCCCCACCCCACAACCCUCUGACAAAGCAUCCAGCAUCAAUCAGACCCCCGUAGAGGCCAACGAGUUCCCUCAGCUUCCAGAGGGCCUGGAGAAGAAGCCCAUCGUUCUCAAGUUCAGCGCCAUGAUGGACGGCAUCACCAUCGGGGCCGCCCUACUGCCCUCACUGAAAGCAGAGUACAAAAUGGGUCGCAUGAAGAGCCAUGGCAUGACAGGGGCACAAACCAGUUUCACCUUUGAGCUGCCAAACCACAAGCUUUGCUUCCAGUCAAAAGUGUCCCCGGUGGACAUGUCCACCAUGCCGCCAUCGGCCAGCCUCACCCUGCCUCCGGUCACCAUGUCAGGAGAGUACAUCAUGGAGGACCACGAGAGCCACUCGGACCAGGGCUGGGCACCAGACGACUUCCCAGCAAAGCAAGGAAACUACCUGCAAGGCAACUACCUGCGCUGUGUGGCUGAGAUUGGUUCGUUUGAGCACAACCUGACCACAGACCUGCUCAACCACCUGGUCUUCCUGCAGAAGGUUUUCAUGAAGGAGGUCAACGAGGUUAUUCAGAAGGUGUCAGGAGGAGAACAACCCAUCCCACUGUGGAAUGAGCACGACACCUCAACCGACGCAGACAAGCCAAAAAUCCUGCUUUAUUCACUCAGCCUCAUGUUCAAGGGAAUCCAGAUGACAGCAACAACCCCUUCCAUGCGGGCUGUGCGCUUUGAGACGGGCCUGAUCGAGCUGGAGCUGUCCAACAGGAUCCAGUGCAAGACUCAGCCCGGUGGCAGCAGCAGUUACCUGAAACUGUUUGGCAAAUGUCAAGUAGAUCUCAACCUGGCCCUCGGGCAGAUAGUCAAGCACCAGGUGUACGAAGAAGCUGGCUCAGACUUCCACCAGGUGGCGUACUUCCGCACUCGAAUCGGCCUCCGGAACGCUCUGCAGGAGGAGAUCAGUGGCUCCUCAGACAAGGAGGCUGUCCUCAUCACACUCAACAGGCCAAUUGUUUUCGCGCAGCCGGUGGCAUUUGACAGAGCUGUGCUCUUCUGGCUGAAUUACAAGGCGGCGUAUGACAACUGGAACGAGCAGCGCAUGGCUCUCAACAAGGACAUCCAUGUGGCCACCAAAGAGGUGGUGGACAAGUUGCCAGGCAUCCAGCAGACCUCAGCCCAGGCCUUCAGCACCCUCUUCCUGCAACUGACUGUGAACGACCUUGGUAUUUGCCUGCCCAUCACCAACACAUCCCAGAGAGGACAAGUACCAGCUACGGAGGGCAUCGACUCUGAAGCUGUGGCCAGCACAUCAGUAGGCCAGCAUAAAAAUGCACGAAAAGCCAACCACAGCAUAGAUUUUGACGCCGGCUCAGCUCUGGUCCUGACCAUUGAGAGCACACUGAUCACCGCCUGCUCCUCCGAGUCCCUGGUGAGCAAAGGCCACUUCAAGAAUUUCUGCAUCCGCUUCGCAGAGGGCUUCGAGACCUCCUGGGACGACUGGAAGCCUGAAGUCCGAGGGGAUCUGGUCAUGAACGCUUGUGUCGUCCCUGACGGUACAUAUGAAGUAUGUUCCAGGACUACAGGGCAACCCUCUGCAGAGAGCAGUAGCGCUGGCACCUGGACCCUCAACGUGCUUUGGAAAAUGUGCGGUAUUGACGUUCACAUGGAUCCCAACAUCGGCAAGCGCCUCAAUGCUCUGGGAAACACACUGACAUCACUGACGGGCGAGGAGGACAUAGACGACAUCGCCGACCUGAACUCAGUCAACAUGGCGGACCUUUCAGAUGAGGACGAGGCCGACACCAUGUCGCCCACCAUCCACAUGAGUCCAGAGAGCCAGUUCAGCCCUCGGCUGACCUUAAGGAAGCGUCUGGUAAACCACAUCCUGGGCCUGAGCCCCACGCCUGAAAUCAUAUCUGUCCCAUCCGACUACUUAAACUGUGCGUCGCCUCGCCUCCCAGCAGGCAGUGCCAGGGCCCAAAGACCUCUCUCCUGGGCCUGUGAGACCAUUGACCCCAGAAGGCAGAUGGUGAUGGGAAACCAGGUGAUUGACGCUCGAGGCAGGAAGUUCACCAAGAGGGUGGUGGACAUCAGAGAGCUGAACGAACAGGCCAAGGUCAUCGAUGACCUCAAGAAAUUGGGGGCCAGUGAGGGCACCAUCAACCAGGAGAUCCAGCGCUAUCAGCAGCUGGAGUCUGUGGCCGUCAACGACAUCAGGAGAGACGUCAGGAAGAAACUGCGUCGCUCCAGCAUGAGGGCGGCCUCUCUAAAGGAUAAGUGGGGUCUUGGCUACAAACCAAGCUACAACCGCUCCAAAAGUAUCUCCGCAGCAGCAGGCAGACCACCUCUGAAAAGGAUGGACAGACAGAGCUCCAGAAUGGGCGAUGUGGAUGAUUUGCCAGAUAUCCGUGUGGAUGCUUCCUCUCCUGGACCCCGGGUCACGUUCAACAUCCAGGACACACUUAAUAAUCAGGUCUUCGACCCUGCACAAUCACCUGUCAGUCCAGGAGAGAUAUUCAAGUUUCCUGAGGAGACAGAGGUGGACCUGUUGUCAGUCACCGUAGACGAGCCAUCCCAUCCUCAUCAUCACCUUCAUCUUCAUUCUCCAUCCACUGUCGAUGGCCAGCACUCAGUUUUCAGUGCCCCCGGCACCCCUGCUCUCUUCUCACCCACGCUUCCCUUCCAGCACGAUGACAUGAGGCGCGACGACCUGUCCACUUCCUCCUCCGAAGACUCCGAAAAGGAGGACGAGUUUGAACGCGAGAGACUGCCGAGCUAUCGAAGGCCUUUCCAAGCGUCUCACAGGAAGUCCUCAGGCUUUUCUGCUGUGAGUCAGCUGUUCAGCGAGCGCUGGCCGAGCACACCUGCCAACCGCAGCUUCAGUGGCCCAACAACUGAAAGAAACAUUGACUUUGAGCUGGAUGUCCGUGUGGAGAUUGACAGCGGGAAGUGUGUCCUUCACCCCACUACUCAGCAACCCGAGCAUGAGGACAUUUCCUUCAGGAGGAGCUGUGAGCGCAGCCUCAGGAGCCUGGACCAGGAAUCUCCCCCGAAGAAGAAGAAGCUGCAGCCCACCUACACGUCCACCACCCAUCUCUUAGCUGGAAAGAAAUGUCCCUCCUCUCUGCAGACCAAAUCUAAUGACAUGGAGACCACAGUCUUCUACAUUCCAGGGGUAGACGUUAAGCUGCACUACAACUCCAAGACCCUGAAGACGGAGUCACCCAACGCGUCGCGUGGAUCCUCUCUCCCUCGCACUCUCUCCAAAGAGUCGAAGCUGUAUGGUAUGAAAGAUAGCGGCCCUCCCAACCCUCCCAAUGCUGUCCAAAGCAAGACUAACUCGCUCCUACCUCCCCCGCCCCCACCUAUUCCAUCAGCCAAAGGUAAGGGCAGUGGAGGGGUAAAGACGGCCAAGCUGUACGCCUGGGUGGCUCUGCAGACUCUGCCAGAGGAAAUGGUCAUCAGUCCCUGUCUGCUGGACUUCCUGGAAAAAGCACUUGAGACCAUUCCUAUCACUCCUGUGGAGAGGAGCUAUGCAGCUGUAGCUUCCCAGGAGGAGGACAUGGGUCAGUUUGAUACGGUGGAGCAGCUGGAGGAAUCCACCACCUCCCUGGUUUCCUCUUCCACGUCGGCCUACUCCUCCUUCCCUGUGGACGUGGUUGUCUAUGUCAGAGUCCAGCCCUCACAGAUCCGCUUCAGCUGCCUGCCCAUGUCCAGGGUGGAGUGUAUGCUCAAACUGCCCUCUUUAGACCUGGUCUUCUCCUCUAACCGCGGAGAACUGGAGACCCCAACAGGAGCUCACCCCACCGACGGAUCCCACCCGCCCUCCUCCACCCCGCCGGGGCAACAUAUCCCCAAACCGCCUCCCAGCAAAGCAUCUCCAUUGCUGGGGAGCCCUCUGGGCAGGAGCCGCCACAGCAGCAGCCAGUCCGACCUCACCGGCCCCCCCAGUAACUCCUCGGGCCUCAGCUUCACCGCCUGCAUGUCUGACUUCUCCCUCUACGUCUUUCACCCCUAUGGUGCCGGAAAGCAGAAAUCUGCUGUCACAGGGUUGCCUCCGGGCCCAGGGCCAUUAGGCACAGUAGACGAGGAGCCGUCCUCUGUCACAGGAAGAAAAGACUCUUUGAGCAUCAACCUGGAGUUCGUGAAGGUCAGCUUAUCCAGGAUGAGACGAACCGGAGGCCCCACAUUCAUUGAAAGCUUCAUUCCUCCCAAAGGUGGCAAGAUGGACACAACCCUCAUCAACAUCUCAGCUGUGUGUGACAUCGGCUCGGCUUCCUUCAAGUACGACAUGAGACGACUGAGCGAGAUCCUGGCCUUCCCUAGAGCCUGGUACAGGCGGAGUAUCGCCAGACGCCUCUUCCUUGGAGACCAGACAAUCAACUUGCCAGCCUCUGGCCCCGCCACCCCAGACUCGGCUGAAAACGUCACCCAACAUCUGUCCCCCGAGUCCAGUCGGAAAGCUUACUGGAGGACAUGGGACGGCAGCACCGGGACACAGCACAUACCCCAGUCCCCCAAUGUCUUUUCGGAACAUUCCACUGGAAGCAACAUGUCCCCGGGCGGCCUGGGUCACCUCAAGUCCCCUGCACCUGGUCGCACCAGGAGCGUGUCUGAUUCCUCAGCUCCUAGGAGAGACUCGGUGACGAAAACAUCCACUCCCUCCUUCAGUAAAAACGGUAAAGCGGCAGGUCAGCAGGGGGCGCCGUGGGAGACGUUGGUGGUGUUUGCCAUCAACCUGAAACAGCUCACCGUCCAAAUGAACAUGAGCAACGUAAUGGGAAACAACACGUGGACGACCAGCGGGCUGAAGAGUCAGGGACGACUGUCUGUUGGCAGCAACCGGGACCGAGAGAUCAGCAUGUCUGUCGGCCUCGGCCGCUCCAAACUCGACUCCAAGGGUGGGGUGGUGGGUGGCAAUAUAGACGUGAACACCCUGGAGAUGGUCUCCCACAUCUCUGAACACCCGAACCAGCAGCCCAGCCAUAAGAUCCAGAUCACCAUGGGCUCCACGGAGGCUCGGGUGGACUACAUGGGCUCCAGUAUCCUGAUGGGAGUGUUCAGCAACGCUGACCUGCAGCUGCAGGACGAAUGGAAGGUCAACCUGUGCACUGUUGACACCAGCCUAUCAGAGAAAAGUGAGAUCUUCGUCCACGGAGACUUGCAGUGGGACAUUUUCCAGGUGAUCAUUUCACGCUCCACCACACCAGACCUCAUCAAGAUCGGCAUGAAGCUGCAGGAGUUUUUCACUCAGCAAUUCGACACCAGCAAGCGCGCCCUCUCCACCUGGGGCCCCGGCCCCUACCUGCCCCCCAAAACCCCCGUCAUCAACACCGAGAAAGGAGCCGCAGAGCUGUACAUGGACGCGGCCCAUCACCGCCACUGGCCCGGGGUGCUGAAGGUAAUCGCCGGCUGCCACAUCUCCCUCUUCCAGAUGCCUCUGCCCGAGGACGCCGUGCAGCUGGGCGGUUCAAUGAGUCUCCAUGGCAAUCACAUGACGCUGGCCUGCUUUCACGGACCCAACUUCCGCUCCAAAUCAUGGGCUCUGUUCCACCUGGAAGAGCCGAACAUCGCCUUCUGGACUGAGGCUCAGAAGAUCUGGGAGGACGGCUCCAAAGAUGAUUCUACCUACAUUGUUCAGACACUGGAUUUCCAUCUGGGCCACAACACUAUGGUAACCAAACCAUGCGGCGCGCUCGAAAGCCCAAUGGCUACCAUAACCAAGAUAACCCGCCGCCGGCACGAAAACCCUCCACACGGUGUUGCUACUGUCAAAGAAUGGUUCAACUACGUUACUGCCAUGAGGAACGAAGAGCUGAACUUGCUCAGGAACGUGGAGGCCAACAACCAAGAGAGCGGAGUGGCUGCCAAGAGCUCCAGCCUGCUGAGCAGCUUCCGCAGCUCCUCCAGCUACAACCACGAAACGGAGACGAUCUUUGCUCUUCCCAGGAUGCAGCUGGACUUUAAGUCCAUCCACGUACAAGAUCCAGAUGAACCUUCUCUAACAGACUCCACCAGCAAACCCAAGGUGGAGUGCAGCGUUGUGACAGAAUUCACCGACCACAUCUGCGUCACCAUGGACGCUGAGCUCAUCAUGUUCCUCCACGACCUGGUGUCGGCCUACCUGAAGGAGAAGGAGAAAGCCCUUUUCGCCCCGCGGAUGUUUGCGGCUCGGCCAGGCCAGAAGAGCCCCACGGCCCUGCACGACGAAAGCUCCUCGGACAAGGACAAGGACAAGGACGACGGCAUCAACUACACCACGGUGGACUGGAGGGAGUUCAUGUGCAACACCUGGCACUUGGAGCCGACUCUCAGGCUCAUCUCCUGGACAGGACGCAAGAUUGACCCAGUGGGUGUGGACUACAUCCUGCAGAAACUUGGCUUCCACCACGCCAGGACUACCAUUCCCAAGUGGCUGCAGAGGGGUGUGAUGGACCCACUGGACAAGGUGCUGUCAGUGCUCAUCAAGAAGCUGGGCACCGCCCUGCAAGACGAGAAGGAAAAGAAAGGCCGCGACAAAGAGGAACACUGAGGAACGCUCAUACCACUGUAAUCAAAGCUGUGCAAACAUACUCCACUGGUCACACUCACUGGAUGACUGUAUUACAACGGCCACUACUGUACAACGCACUUGUCAAACAUGCCCAUUGCACCUGCUAAACCCUGUGAAUUCUCAGUAUAGUUGUUUACUGUGGUGCACGCUACCGGCGGCUCCAACUGAAGCGUUUUGCACCGAUGUUGUUUUCUGUAUAUUUUGAACAAAUUAGCAGACGUUAGUAUUACUUGACUGCUUUAAUGGUGGUAAACCUGCCUACUUUACCUGUUGUAAAUGACCUUACUGAAAUCGCUUGAAAGUUUGUUUUAAGGCUUACCGAUAUUUCAUGAGAAAUGAUUUCUUAAACCAUUGCCUUUUCUUUGUUUCCCAUGGAACACAUGGUAGAUAUGCUUUAUGUAUUUUAUAGCCUAGUUUUACGAUAUUUAAAACCAGAGGAACAGUUCAGUGACAGUGUUCUUGAUUUUUUUUUUUUUUUUCCCGUUUUUGAGGUGAACAAAUAAAUACUAGACGGUUACGGCACAUCAUCCGCUCAGUCGUGAGGAUGACAGAAACUUGUAAUUAUAAUUUGAAUCAAGAUCAUUAUUUAUGGGUAUGUGAAAUGCAAAGUCUAUAACAUGUAUUAGCUUGGUGUGUCAAGCUUAUUUUUGUCUUUUUUUUUAAAUCCAUGCGGUAGAACCAGUGUACAUAAUUAAAUUUCUUAAAUGUGUUGAUUUCCUAACUUAAUAAAAAUAUUGCCAUUCAAUUGUA
This is a messenger RNA of Toxotes jaculatrix (banded archerfish), 16460 nucleotides long. RefSeq names its product KIAA1109 ortholog. Bases 159 to 15689 code for a protein of 5176 amino acids. The transcript is spliced from 90 exons. Gene Ontology annotation, biological process: synaptic vesicle endocytosis. Lineage: Eukaryota; Metazoa; Chordata; Actinopteri; Toxotidae. The record is from RefSeq and is a predicted model, not a curated record.